Molecule: messenger RNA, 5328 nt
Organism: Panicum virgatum (switchgrass)
Lineage: Eukaryota; Viridiplantae; Streptophyta; Magnoliopsida; Poales; Poaceae
Exons: 12
Coding region: 391-4413 (1340 amino acids)
Molecular function (GO): acyltransferase activity, transferring groups other than amino-acyl groups
Source: RefSeq, a predicted model, not a curated record
GGAAGGAAACUGGUGAUGACUCGGCACGGGAGCAAUUCCCUUCCAUUCGUCGUCUCCCCCCCGGCCCGAGCGAGACCGAGAGAGAGACUGAGGGAGCAGAGAGGCGAGGUCGGCAGGCCACUCCACUCCACUCCACUCCACCCCAUCCCACUCCACUGCCGCCGUUGCUUCCCCUUCGCCGCGCUCAGGCCAAGCCCCCACCCCGCCCUCUGGUCCCUUCCUCUCGCCGGCCGGGGGGCUCCCGAACCCUAGACAGCUCGCCCCGCCCCGCCCAGCAGGCAGCCGCAUCCUCGCUCGCCGCCUCGGAUCUCGAUUCCCCACUUGUCUCGAUCCCGCGCGGAAUUCAGCUGCCGCCACCUCGAUCCAACCCGAUUCCGCCCAUCUCAGGCUAUGGCCGCCGGGGGAGGCAGCGCCGACGACAUGCUGGGAUUCAAGGAGGACGACGCCAUGCGCUUCAUCUUCGGCGGGGACAUCAUGGGAAUGGACGACCCCGGCGCCUUCGACAGAUCCCUCAUGGAGCUUCAGGUCUUCAAGGAGGUCUUCUGCGGGGCUGCCACCACCACCCCCCAUCUGCCCGCUGAGACGGACCUUGGAUUCAUCCACACCCACCACCCUCCUGAUGAUCCACAGCUCCAAAUACCUCAGCCUCAUCCCCAGCUUCAGGACCACGCCCAGCCACAUGGGGUCGACUUGGAUGACGCCUUAAUGCAGGGCUUCAUGACUCACUGGCAGCCCGGGGCUAAGUGCGCAACUCAUCUGCCCGGGCUCUAUGAUGACCACCACCACCACUUCUUAGCUGCAGAUGCUGCUGUUACGAAUGAAGGCUUAACAGCUGCCACCAACGUUUUGGAUGUGCACGCGCAAGGGACACCUCAAGCUGCUGGACCUGCAGCAGCAACAUGCAAUGCACUCGUCGGUUUGGCUGGCAGCAGCAGCACUAGCGCGGUUGAUGACCCCAUGCCUUCCUACAUGGAAGCACUAGCUGAGAUUUCUGAGUUCCAAAGUGCCACUACUCUUCUUUCCGAUCCCUUCUUGCAUCAGUGGUUCCAGGAUCAGCAGCAAUACCCUACCGACGCGUGCUUCACCUACGAUCAAGGGCAGGUCGAUGACACUACCUAUCCCCUAUGUACAAGUAUAAAGGAAUUAUCUGACAGAGGGAGAGUACAGCAACAUCCAUUCUAUAGAGAAGAAGCUCAUGGUACUCCAACACUACCUCAGCAGUCCCAAUUUUGGUUCAGCCCGGCUCAGCUCACCGAACUUGAGGCCAUUUGCCAGAACGGCACGCCUGAUGCAAAUAUUAGUUCCCUGGAUGAAAUUGAUGUUCGUGGAUGCAGCAGCAGCGGACACUCUGGCUCCGCAGCUGCUGUUUCCAAGAAGGCUUUCGGCAGGGAUAUUCCUGAUCAGCUGGAAGCACACGCGCAUCGCCUUUUCAAGGAUGCUGGGUGGACUAUUAAGCCACGGAAAAGGAAUGACAGGGCUAAGAUGGCAUCCUACUUCACAGCUCCAAACAGGGAAGCGGUUCAUACCUCGCUAACUCAGGCUUGGAAGUUUUGUGGCAACAAGUUAUACGAAGCUUCCACAGAUUCAGAAAGGGGAAGGUAUCCAAAGGAGUGGUCAGAUGUUGAUGCAUUCUGGAAGGACCUCACGGAUACAAUGGCCUAUAUUGAUAGGAUGCUUGCAAAACAGCAAAAUGCACUCACACUUCUUCAGCGCUGGCAGAUUUUGGACCCUUUUGUAGCUGUUGUCUUCAUCAGUAGGAAAAUCACUGCUCUGCAGCAGCACAAAACUCUUAGAGCUGUCAACAGUUCAACCUUUGUACUUGAUGGCAGCACAGAUAUGCCAUCAGAAAGUAAGACCAUGCACAAAGCCAGUGAUUUGUUGGCAAGCCGAAUGAUUCAGUCUACUCCACUGAUCACAGACUCUGAUUGCAGCACACUUGCAACUGAGAGCUACAACGGGCAUCAGCCUUUACAGAGCUGUCAUGAUGUGGAGGACAGCAACAAUAGGGAUAUGAAUCCAAUGGUCUGCUGCAACGGGAGUCUGAAUUACAAUGCAAGCGACCAAACAAAACAUCACAUUUAUGCAGGCGAUGAUGGACGGCAAACCUAUGCUCAAGCAAAGGCUGUUAAUAGUUCUGUAAAAAAGUCAAAGAAGAAAUCUAAAAGGAUGUUUGAUACUGACGCAACUGGACUGGAUGGGUUGUGUUCUCAAAGUGUAAUGCAACCUACUAUGGAAAAUGUGUUUGACCAUGGGAGUAAUGUAGCAACCAUGGGCAUGCCUGGUAUAGUAAUCAUCAGUGCCUCUAUGGAACAUGGUAUGUGUUCAGGCGUUGACACACGUCAUAUGAAAGCUGAGUCUAAAUCAGAAAAGCUAGAUAAAGAUGUCCAAAGCAAUAAUUGUGACAUGUUCCUGUCUUCAGAGAGCAAGCAACUGAACAUGAUGCAGAGUGUAAGGACUGAAGAACUUAGGGAUUGCAAUACGUUCUCAGAUACCCACUGUACUGUAAGGGAGUCACAGUCAGAUGCUACAGCAUCCUGCCCUGAUGACAAGGCCCAGGAAAAGAUGAUCUCACCCCCUGGACAAUUUUCUGAGGAUCCACAAGAUGGUCUAACAGGCAAUACUGGAGUUCAAUCAUCCCAUGAAUGCAGUGCUACUGUUCUGGAAACUGAUCCAACUCGUGACUCACAAACCAGCAAGACAGCCACUGCUAAAAUGAAACCUAAAGGUUGGGAGAAGUACAUGAAGAAAAGACCUCGUGAAUUGAGGAUCAACGAUGAGGACCUUUUGAUCGCAGCUAUUGUGAAAAACAAGGAUCUUGUCUCCUGCCAUAAAUUUGCUGCAGGCUUUUCAGGUGCAAAGAAGUUCAAGAAGCUUAAGAGCCACAAGAAAUGUAAUAAACUACCUUUUAAAACAGGAAAGGCUGGCACAAACCUAUUGGGUGGGAAGAGAGUAUGUUUGGCCCGGAAAACUGUCAUCUGCUGGUUGAUUGCCACUGGCUUUCUGACUGUAAAGGACGUGAUACAGUACCGGGAUCCUAAGAGGAAUAAAGUUGUAAAGGAUGGUCUGGUUACCUGGGAAGGCAUUGUUUGCAAUUGUUGCCAAAAAACCUUAUCUGUAUCAGACUUCAUGGCUCAUGCUGGUUGUAGCAACCCAAAGUCCUCGUUGGGCCUCUUUCUAGAGUCAGGCAAGUCAUACACUUUGUGCCAGGUUGAGGCUUGGUCUGCUGAAUUUAUGAGCAGGAGAAACAAUGCAUUUGGUAGAAAAGUUGAGGCAAUAGAUGAAAAUGAUGAUACUUGUGGUUUCUGUGGAGAUGGUGGUGAAUUACUUUGCUGUGACAAUUGUCCAUCAACAUAUCAUCAAGCUUGCUUGUCUUCUAAGGAGCUUCCAGAAGGUAGUUGGUACUGCCACAAUUGCACCUGUCAGAUUUGUGGGAGGCCAGUUACUGAGAAGGAGGUUUCGACAUUCUCGGCUAUUUUCAAAUGUUUACAAUGUGGAGAUGCAUAUCAUGACACUUGCAUUGAACAAGAGAAGGUACCUUUUGAGGGUCAAAUAUCUGACACAUGGUUUUGUGGGAAAUAUUGUAAACAGAUAUUCAUAGGAUUACGCACUCAUGUUGGAACAGAUAAUAUUCUUGACAAUGAGCUUUCAUGGUCCAUAUUGAGAUGCAACAGUGAUGGGCAGAAGCUUCAUUCUGUUCAGAGGAUUGCCUACUUGGCAGAAUGUAAUACGAAAUUGGCAGUGGCUCUUACUCUAUUGGAGGAAUGUUUUAUUCGUAUGGUGGAUCCUAGAACUGGUGUGGACAUGAUACCUCAUGUCUUGUACAACAAGGGAUCAAACUUUGCUCGUGUGGAUUAUCAAGGAUUCUAUACGGUAAUCCUGGAGAAAGGUGAUGAAAUUUUAUGUGUGGCUUCUAUCAGAGUUCAUGGAACUAAAGCCGCUGAACUUCCUUUUAUUGCUACUUCUGUAGACUAUCGACGCCAAGGGAUGUGCCGUAUACUAAUGAACAUCAUUGAAAAGAUGCUGAGAUCAUUUAAUGUUAAGAUGUUGGUCCUUUCUGCCAUCCCAGAGUUGGUUAGCACAUGGGUGUCAGGAUUUGGCUUCAAACCUAUUCAAGAUGCUGAAAGGAAACAGCUCCAUAGUGUAAAUUUAAUGUUGUUUCCUGGAACAUCCUUACUAACAAAGAGAUUGGACGGAUCUAUUAUGACUAAAAAACCAGGUGAGGAAAAGGAUUUACUUGAAGAUUAUGGAUUGCCUAGGAAAUCAAGAGAGCAUUUUGAACUCCAUGACCUUGACUUGUCCGGGAAAGAGUUUAAAGCUGAGGUUUCAGUGGGUGGUCCAUUCAGAACACUGAAACAUGAAUGUGGUUCAGCAGCAUGGUUCCAGUCUACUAAGUUAGCUGUUGGGGAAGUGUGAUAUUCUUACAUACUAAAUAUCUGGGCCCAUGCGCUCCAUAGAUACCGGUUGCUUUGUGUUGGCCAAUUGUAUCUUUCCAGGUCACAGCUCAGCUUAAUAGUGUAUACCAGCAUCUCUGCCAAGCAAGUUUUCAUCAGACUGUUGGGAAAUGGAUCAAAUGAGCCACACACAUCCAAGGCUUUGGAUUGAUUUGCAUAGAAGACGAUCAAGCGGAAGGCCUGUCCUGAGAUAUGGUGAUUGGAUGUGGCCGCUCUGAUUCUCAAACAUGGUAGACAUCACAAGGGUACGGCCGGAAUAUGGUAGAUCUGUUGAUUCGAGGGAUAUCGAUGGUAGCAUGCAGCAAACCAUCCAAGCUGUUGGAGGCACGGGAAAGUAGGUCAGCAUGGGCAAUUUAAAUGUGUUAACUACAGAGAAAGUAACGCUGAAGCAAUUCCACCAUGAUCCAGGGACUGAUGGGAUGAUAUAAGGAACAGGACUACUGGAGUGAUGGUGCUUGAGGUGCCCUGCGACCCCUGCCUGCUCUGUGGGUGCUGGGUGUGAUAGAAAACAUCGAGAGCAAGCAGCAGCAGUAGCAGCAGCCAGAAUCCGUUGUAAUCAUAUACAUCAUCGCGCCUGCAACACGGAAUGGACCAUGGCAGCCAAAAAGGUUGUUGAGCUUUGAGAUGCAUGGAUCAAUUUUCUUCUGUCGCAUUUACCGUCUCUCUAAAAUGAUGUGCGGUGCAUCACUGUCGUCAGCGUUCAGUGACAUAGGAAACAAAUCGUUGGUGUUCCUUUUCUCCCUGGUACAUUCCUGGGUACAUUACAUGUAAUUUUUGACUGAAAGAACAAGUUUCUUGUUGUUCCCCGCAAAACCAAAAAUAAAUAAAUAAACAAGUUUGUUUUCGUACACGCUGCCGUAAGAAGAAUAAAAACCAA